AUGGAAGGCCUUACCAGGAAAACCUUCACCACCUCGCGCGCCUUGACCUACACCUACUGGGACACCGAGCCAGCCACGCCGCGUUCGUCGCCAUCGUCAGCGCCCACGAGCCCGACCUCCUCCUUGGCCUCCGCCCGCACUCCGACUGGCGCCAACAGCAGCAGGAGCAGCAGCAGCAACAACGACCACAAUGGCUACCGCAGCAAGCCGCCGAUCCUGUUCCUGCACGGCUUCCCGGACAGCGCCUUCCUGUGGUCGCCCAUCAUGUCCGCCCUCCGCCCGCUCUCGCACCGCAUGAUCGCGCCCGACAUGCUCGGCCACGGCGCCACCUCGAAGCCCGCGGACCCGGCCGCGUACACGUCGGACCUGAUGACGGCGGACCUGGUCGAGCUGCUCGCGAGCGAGGGCAUCGGGCGGGCCAUCGUCGUCGGGCACGACUGGGGCGCCUUCGUCGCGCAGCGCAUGUGGCUCUGGCGCGGGCCCGCCCUCGUCGCCGGCCUGGUGCUGGUGAGCAUCGCCUACAUGCCGCCCGACCGCGAGUCGCCCUUCAACCUCGAGUACCUCAACUACGCGCUCGAGGAGGCCACCGGCCACGCCCGCUACGCGUACUGGGAGUUCUUCAGCGAGCCCGACGCCCCGGCCGUGACGCAGCUGCGCGCCGAGAGCCUGUGGACCGCCCUGCACGGCAGCCGCCCCAACUGCCUGCGCGACAUCUUUUGCACCCGCGGCGCCGUCAGGAAGUUCCUCGAGGCCGACUGCCGGGAAGAGGUCAGGGACUACGCCGCCGACGGGAGCGUCUGGAAGAACGAAUACAUGGCCCGCAUCAGGGAAUCCGGCUUUGCUGGCGCCUUCAACUGGUACAAAGUUUACGUGCUCGGGCUGAAUUGGGAGAAGGAGAGGCAUAUACGUGGAGACAGGCUGAAAGUCCGUGCGCCGACUCUGUUCGUGGCUUGCUCGCGCGACGACAUUUGCUUGCCUUCGUUCAUUGAACCGUCCAGGCAGGCGGGCCUGCUGCCGGAUCUGGAGAUUGCGCAGAUUGAUGCCUCGCACUGGGCCACCAUGGAGAAGCCAGACGAAGUGAGCCACGCGCUGUCUUGCUGGCUGAAGGAGCGGUGGUCGUAG
This is a messenger RNA of Diplodia corticola, 1122 nucleotides long. RefSeq names its product alpha beta hydrolase fold-1 protein. The record is from RefSeq and is a predicted model, not a curated record. Gene Ontology annotation, molecular function: hydrolase activity. The coding region runs from base 1 to 1122 and encodes 373 amino acids. NCBI's taxonomy places the organism in Eukaryota, Fungi, Ascomycota, Dothideomycetes, Botryosphaeriales, Botryosphaeriaceae. The transcript has a single exon.